Messenger RNA from Physcomitrium patens, 2228 nucleotides. RefSeq names its product protein OS-9 homolog. NCBI's taxonomy places the organism in Eukaryota, Viridiplantae, Streptophyta, Bryopsida, Funariales, Funariaceae. The record is from RefSeq and is a predicted model, not a curated record. Gene Ontology annotation, cellular component: endoplasmic reticulum lumen. Gene Ontology annotation, biological process: ERAD pathway; endoplasmic reticulum unfolded protein response; retrograde protein transport, ER to cytosol.
UCGUAGUCCCUCACCCUUCGAGCUUCGAGACUGUCUCUCGCGCUGUGUUCCGAUCUCCAUUGCCUCCGCCUGCACUUUGCCAAGCUUCACUUCUGUGUACUCCCUUGCCGGGUUUUCAGCGAUGGCGAACCUCGGGUUUGGAUUGGCUUUCCUUUUUCUGAUUUCAGUUUGGCCAAUUCUUGCCGACAGCUUGCGCUCUUCUCAUUCAACAGACGUUGAUAACAGCCUGCAAGAUCCAAAAUAUAAAAUAGAAUUUCAUCCUGCGGAGUCUCCCAUUUUUCCGACUUCAGACCAGGAGACCAUCGUUAUGACAGACAGGGAUGGGAAGAAAUUUCGGUGUAACCUACCCGUGUUAGAAAGCACCAAGCUCCUGAAUAAGGACGUAGUUGAACAGAAUGGCACUAAUACCAGCUUGGUGACGGAUAAGCGGUCUUCUCGUAAAACUCCCGAGGAUCUCCUUGACGUCCUCAAAGACAAGUGUUUUCGCAGGUACGAGGGAUGGUGGAUUUAUGAGCUAUGCUACAAGGGUCAUUUGCGCCAGUUUCAUCUUCAUGACAAGAAGAUAGUCCAAGAAUUUGUGUUGGGCACAUAUGAUGCAGAGGCGACAGCAGCUCUACAUGAGAAUUCUCCCAACAUUUCUCUUCAGAAGGACCCUCGCUCACAAAGCGCAGCACAGAGAUAUCAUGCGCACGUUUACACGAAUGGUACUGUCUGUGAUCUUACAAACCAGCCUCGUGAGACUGAGGUGAGGUUUGUGUGUUCAGAAACAGGCCGAGCGUUAAUAAAUUCCAUCAAAGAGGCACCUACGUGCAAGUACACCCUUGUGUUUGAUGCGCCCAUGUUGUGCAAGCACCCGGCUUUUCAGGAGGAGCGUCAACCGUGGGUGGUUAUUGACUGCAAUGCUAUUCCUUCCGAGGAAGUGCUCGCGAAAGAAGGGACUACCUCAGCCGAGCCUCCUAUGGAAACUGUAAACCAAGUCGAAACAGAUGCCCAUAGAGGAUCCGUGGCACCAGCCCUGCCCGAGAGCACAGACGCAUCACCACUGACGUCUCUCCCAGAAGACGUAAUCCCAUCAUCUCAGUUCAAAAAAUCCGAAGCCGAGACCGAAGUCAUGGAAGUGCCCACAGAAUCCUCAGAAGAGACCAAGGUCGCCGAAGAAGUUGCAAAGCCAUCCGACGUGAACCGGAAGGCUGAUAAGCCUGCCGCAAGCUCAGAUGGUGAAAACGAGGAGCAGAAACUAGCAGCACUUACGAAGGGUGAAGGAAAUGGUGAAGAGAAUGCUGAAGAGCUGGCACUUCCAGGACACCUAAGAGAGCAUCCUAUGGCCUAACUGUUUUGCUACUUUUAUGAGUACAAGACUAGCAUAUCCCCAAAUAAACUGUCAGGCGUGUCAUGGUUGUCCACACUCGCUAAUCAAAGAAGGCUCUCCUUGUGGUUAUGUUGUAGAGUCAAAAGUAGUGAUGCACGUGCUCUGAAUGUGAUCUUUUGUGGUAAUCAGAGGAGAUACAUUGAUCCAACUCAUCUGUUGAGAGUAUGUAUAGGUUCACAUAGCCAAACUGAAUUCGUCAGAGUGUUGAUUAUUAAUUGACAGAUGACAGGUAAUGGAGUUUUUUCUUCCGAUUUGUCUUCGAAGUUGAUCGAUCCGAGAAGCAACCUUGGUUUCAACAGUCGACCGUGGCGCUUUUUCAAUUGAAAGUCCCAUGCACUUUUUAUUUCGCCCUGAAGCUAUUAUUGCUCUUUUGUGUAUGCAAAUUGAAGUGCCUUGAAGCUAUAGGAGUGUGAGCUACCUUGUGAACGUCGACAUUGGCGCUCAAUCUAACCAACACACGGUCCAGUAAGGUGGAGAAUAACUCUCCUCACAAGUGAGAUGAGCGUUACUGGUGAGAAUCCGGCUGUGUGCUCUUCUAUGAUAAGAAGUUGAUUUGUAUGCCCGCGAGAUGUAGUGGAAUUUUACGGCAUAUGCUUGAAACAGUAAAGAAACAAGUGAUCAUGUAUGCUGUGAAAAGCUGGACAUAGAUUGUUGUAGUCGAGAUUGGAGAACCGUAUUGGAUGCGGAAUUUCUACACCUAGGAACAUGAUAACCUCCUGGUUUAACACGUCAUGGUGGCCGUUUGGAGAAAGUCCGCCCACACAUGCAAUAUAGAAUGGAGGGUCUGUCGUGUUAUUUGAGGUUAUAGCAAUCUUUGGUUUAUCAAGGGACUUUACAUCUAGAAGCCCACCUUUCUAAA